Penicillium lagena is the source of this 1974-nucleotide messenger RNA. RefSeq names its product glycoside hydrolase family 2 protein. The coding region runs from base 1 to 1974 and encodes 657 amino acids. The transcript has 3 exons. Gene Ontology annotation, molecular function: hydrolase activity, hydrolyzing O-glycosyl compounds. Gene Ontology annotation, biological process: carbohydrate metabolic process. Lineage: Eukaryota; Fungi; Ascomycota; Eurotiomycetes; Eurotiales; Aspergillaceae. The record is from RefSeq and is a predicted model, not a curated record.
AUGGCCACAUCAGAUUAUCCUCGCCCUGACUUUGCCCGUCCUUCUCUUAAUUGGAGUUCUCUGGAUGGGGCAUGGGAUUUUAUCUUUGACGACUCCGACGUGGGGCUGUCGCAAUCAUGGGAGCAGAAGGGGAUCCCAGGCCCCAAACGGAGCAUCCAAGUCCCGUACGCAUUUCAGUAUCCCGCGUCGGGCAUUGGUGUCCACGAAGCCCACGAGAUACUGUGGUAUGAGCGCAAUAUCGAUGACAUUCGUACCGCAGACGAAAUCGCCAAAGGCAACCGCCUACUCGUGCGGUUCGGCGCAGUGGACUACGACUGCACCAUUUGGGCGGAUGGCCGCUUAGUCGGCGGCCACCAAGGAGGCCACGUUCCCUUCGAUGUUGAUGUCUCAGAUGCUUUUGAUUCGAAUACCAAGACGGCCCGUCUGACUCUGCGCGUUCGGGAUUCACCCUGGGACUUGGGCCAGCCCCGUGGAAAGCAGUACUGGAAACCUGUUCCCGAGAGUAUUUUCUAUACUCCGACUAGCGGCAUCUGGCUGUCUGUCUGGCUGGAGAGUGUGCCUGCCAUGCGACUCUCUUGUGGUAGUGGUGGCACUGUUCUCCGCUCGGAUGAUAUCGAGCAUGGAAAGCUGCAUGCCCGCGUUGCUGUGGCAGGACGCCUAGUUGGCGCGAAAUGUAGCGUCGAAAUUGAAUCUAGGCUUGCCAGCCAUUCCGUUAGCAAGGCUGUGAACGACCUUCCAAAAGACAAAGGGUUCGCAAAUCUUGAAGUUGACAUGAAAGUGCCAAACCAGAAGGAACUGUUGUCUCAGGCUCCCUUUAACGUUGAAGGGGCUUGGCACGAUGGUGUAGCACUAUGGGCACCAGAGCACCCUAUUCUAUAUGACCUGAUUCUGCGCCUGUACGAUGCUUCUGGAAAGUUGGUGGAUGAAGUCCACACCACGACAGGCAUGCGGAACAUCUCAUGGCAGAACGGUGAUGGAACAUUCCGACUGAACGGCAAGCCUAUUUUCCAAAUGCUAUUCCUGGAUCAGGGCUACUGGGAUCAUACUGGUAUGACACCUCCCUCCGGACAGGCAUUAAAAGACGACAUUGUGAUGUCCCAGAAAAUGGGUUUCAACGGAUGCCGCAAACACCAGAAGAUCGAAGACCCUAGGUUUUAUUACUGGGCCGAUCGCCUAGGCUUUUUGGUCUGGGGCGAGAUUGCCAAUGCCUACGAGUUCAACCAUGAGUAUGUUGAGAGAUUCAACAGCGAAUGGACGGAGAUCGUGAAAAGGGAUAUCAACCAUCCGUCUAUCGUCACCUGGACUCCUGUCAACGAGAGCUGGGCCUAUACAUCACUCAAGGACAACAUUGAACAGCGGAAUCAUAUUCGACAGCUGUACUACCUGACAAAGACACUGGACCCUAGCCGACCAAUUAAUGACAACUGCGGUUGGGAGCAUGUCCUGACCGAUCUGACGACCUAUCAUGACUACAGCGAUUCAGCAGAGCUUGCUGCGACAUGCUCCAAGAUGGAAGGUGGAAUACUAGGCCCGAAAUCCAAUCGCGACAUGUUCAGCAAGCCAAUUUCGGGCCCAGACUCCAAUAUUUUAGAUCCGGGUGCACAACACAGGCAGGGUGCUCCAGUGAUCUGCUCCGAAUUUGGUGGUGUGAAUAUCGCCCCCACUAAGGGAGGCGCAGCUGGUGAGAGGGACUGGGGAUAUACGACCGCCAGUGAUCCAGAUGACUUUCUCGUCCGCUUUGAAAAGUUGGUCAUGGCUGUAGUCAAAGGAGGCCACACUUGUGGCUUGGUUUAUACUCAACUAGCGGAUAUCGAACAAGAGGUCAACGGCUUGUACUCGAUAGAUCGGAAGGAAAAGGUCCCCGCAGCCAAAGUGAAGGCCAUUAUGGAUGCGGCUCAAGUCUAUUACCACACCAAUGUGGCAUCGAGGCAUUCAAAAGGGCUGAAGUUCCUGCGGCACUUUAAGCGAGGCUAA